Messenger RNA from Leucoraja erinaceus (little skate), 9601 nucleotides. RefSeq names its product tyrosine-protein kinase JAK2-like. Gene Ontology annotation, molecular function: non-membrane spanning protein tyrosine kinase activity; cytokine receptor binding; ATP binding. Bases 621 to 4007 code for a protein of 1128 amino acids. NCBI's taxonomy places the organism in Eukaryota, Metazoa, Chordata, Chondrichthyes, Rajiformes, Rajidae. The record is from RefSeq and is a predicted model, not a curated record. Gene Ontology annotation, biological process: intracellular signal transduction; cell surface receptor signaling pathway via JAK-STAT; hemopoiesis. The transcript has 25 exons. Gene Ontology annotation, cellular component: cytosol; cytoskeleton; membrane.
GCUGCCGUGGCCGCACUAUUCUGACAUCUAGUGGGAGAGGAGGCGAAAGGGCUGCGCUUCUUUGCUGCGCUUGACAUUUACUGUAGAACUGGAAACGAAACAGAUAGCAAUCAUCGAUCCAGACUACAUACUAGUUCCGGGUGACGGAAAAUUCUGCUUUUCUUUUGGAUCUAAUUGUAACGCUUGGGCUUGUGUUCGGGAGUGUGGGGAGAGGAAGGAAUCUUCAAAAUAAUCGGUGUUUGCGUUUUUGAGCGCAGCAGGAAGCGACCAGAAAUUGCAACGAGUGUUUCUGUGUUGGGAUUUUCCACCGUGGCUCCACUCUGCCCGGGCUUUGCUGUUCAGCAGCCACCCCACACCAGGAAAUCAACUCACAAAUUAUCAGCAUGAUCCUCGAAGCGACCGCAACUUCGUUUUUUCUAUGACAAUUUACAGUAUAUAUUUCAAAUUGUUGCAGUGCGAAGGCCAGGUGUCGGAAACCGAGGCAGCGGCCGAUUGCGACUUCUUGGUUCUUGACUUAACGGGAUGCACAGAUAGCAAAUACCGGCUGGUGGCUUCCGUGUGUCGCAUGUGUCAAGUUUGCAGUUGUGCGGUGAGAAGUAAACACGGCCUCCCGUUGUAAAAUGAUGUCCUGCAUCACGAUCACCGAUGUGGACACCGGGACCAGCCAACUCCAAAACGGAAACCUACAUCCGAGCCCAUGCGCCCCGAAGCAGGCUGGAACAGGGCUGAAGGUUAAUUUUUACUCUACCCCUGGCAAACCCGAGAACAACUGCCUAACAUUGCCACCGGGCGACUAUGUUGCGGAGGAGAUCUGUGUGACUGCUGCCAAAGCCUGUGGCAUUCUCCCAGUGUACAACUCCUUGUUUGCUCUGAUGAAUGAGAGAGACCGGUCCUGGUAUCCUCCAAACCACAUCUUCCAUAUUGAUGCAUCAACAGAUGAAUGUACCAUCUAUCGAUUAAGAUUCUACUUUCCACAUUGGUAUAGUCCUGGACACAGGAGAGCAUAUCGUUAUAGUGUUACCAAGGGUACAGAGAGCCCUUUCAUCGAUGAUUCGAUAAUGAUGUAUCUUUUUGCUCAGUGGCGUGACGAUUUUGUUAAUGGAUGGGUCAAAGUCUCAGCUACACACGAAAUGCAAGAGGAAUGUCUGGGUAUGGCAGUGCUCGAUAUGAUGAGGAUGGCAAAGGAGAAGGACCAAUCUCCUUUGGACAUUUAUCAUUCAAAAAGUUAUAAAUCGUUGUUGCCAGAAAACGUUUGCCAACAAAUCCAGAAUUACCAUUUUGUGACAAGGAAGCGGAUCCGAUACAGAUUUUACAGGUUUAUCCGGCAGUUCAGCCAAUGCAAUGCAAGUGCGCGAGACCUGAAGCUGAAAUACCUCAUUAAUAUGGAAAACCUGCAGCCUGCCUUGUUCUCCGAGUAUUUUGAAGUGAAAGAGCCUGAACGUGGCCCUUCGGGAGAAGAUAUAUUUACAACCAUCAUUGUAACUGCAAAUGGCGGCAUUCAGUGGAUGAAGGGGAAAUAUAAUGAUAUUGAAUCUCACUCUGAUCAGGAUCUGCAAUCGUAUUGUGAUUUCCCAGAAAUCAUCAACGUCAGCAUCAAGGAAGCAAGCAAAGACAGCUCCUCUGAGGGCAGAAUUGUCACCAUAAACAAGCAGGACAGUAAAACUUUGGAAGUUGAAUUUCCGUCACUGAAAGAAGGUUUCUCGUUUGUGUCACUAAUCGAUGGAUACUACAGAUUAACGGCAGAUGCCCAUCACUAUCUCUGUAAAGAGGUUGCACCACCAAGCUUGUUGGAAAACAUUGAGAGCAACUGUCAUGGCCCCAUCUCAAUGGAAUUUGCUGUGAACAAAAUCAAGAAGGCUGGGAAUCAUAAAGGCUUUUAUAUUCUUCGAUGCAGUCCAAAAGAGUUCAAUAAGUACUUUCUCACUGUAGCAGUGGAGAAGGACGGCGUGACUGAAUGCAAGCAUUGUUUAAUUACCAAGAACGAGAAUAAUGAGUAUAUUCUGAAUGGGGCUAAGAAGAGCUUCAGCAGUCUCAAAGAUUUGCUGAACUGCUACAAGAAGGAGACUGUUCGAUCAGACGGAGUUAUUUUCCAGUUUACCAAAUGCUGUCCGCCGAAACCAAAAGAUAAAUCUAAUCUUCUGGUCAUGAGAAGCAACUGUGCCUGUGAUGUGCCAACAUCUCCAAUGUUACAGAGGCAUAAUGUCAGCCAAAUGGUAUUUCACAAGAUCAGAAAAGAGGAUCUGAUAUUUGGUGAAAGUCUUGGACAAGGAACGUUCACCAAAAUUUUCAAAGGAGUGAGGAAAGAAUUGGGAGACUAUGGUCAGAUACACAAGACAGAAGUUCUCCUAAAAGUUUUGGGAAAAGCACACAGAAAUUACUCUGAGUCCUUUUUUGAAGCAGCGAGCAUGAUGACCCAACUGUCCUACAAGCACUUGGUGUUGAACUAUGGAGUCAGCGUGUGUGGCGAGGAAAAUAUCAUGGUUCAGGAAUAUGUGAAGUUUGGAUCGUUGGACACGUACCUGAAGAGAAACAAAAACAACGUGAACAUCCUGUGGAAGCUUGAUGUAGCCAAGCAGUUAGCUUGGGCAGUGCACUACUUGGAAGACAGAAACCUUGUCCAUGGAAACGUUUGUGCAAAGAAUGUUCUGAUGAUCAGAGAAGAGGACAGAAAAACUAGAAGCCCACCAUUCAUAAAGCUAGCUGAUCCAGGAGUGGGUAUAACAGUUCUGUCAAAAGAUGUUCUAGUUGAACGUAUCCCAUGGGUGCCACCAGAAUGCAUUGAGGAUACCAAGAAUUUGUCCUUGGCAACAGAUAAGUGGAGUUUUGGUGCCACUUUAUGGGAAAUUUGCAGUGGAGGAGACAGACCACUUGGUCAUUUCGACAGCACAAGGAAAUUGCAAUUUUAUGAAGAUAGACAUCAACUUCCUGCUCCAAAGUGGCUGGAACUGGCAAAUCUCAUCAAUCACUGUAUGAAUUAUGAACCAGACUUCAGGCCAUCAUUCCGCGCCAUCAUACGUGAUCUCAACAGCCUGUUUACUCCAGAUUAUGAGUUGUUGGUCGAAAGUGACCUACUGCCAAAUGUGAGAGGAGGUGGACUAGGAUUUCUUGCUGCCUCUGGAAAUCAUGACCCUGCACAGUUUGAAGAACGGCACCUCAUAUUCCUGCAGCAGUUGGGCAAGGGCAACUUUGGUAGCGUUGAGCUCUGCCGAUAUGACCCACUGCAGGACAACACAGGCGAUGUGGUGGCUGUGAAGAAACUGCAGCAGAGCACCGCAGAACACGUUCGCGACUUUGAAAGAGAAAUCGAGAUUCUCAAGUCUCUUCAACAUGAGAACAUUGUCAAGUACAAAGGAGUGUGCUAUAGCGCAGGACGGAGAAACCUGAGAUUGAUUAUGGAGUACUUGCCUCAUGGAAGUCUACGUGACUACUUACAGAAAAAUAAAGAUCGGAUUGAUCGCAGGAAGAUAUUUGUUUACGCAUCUCAGAUCUGCAAGGGAAUGGAAUAUCUUGGAACCAAACGGUAUAUACAUCGAGAUCUGGCCACACGGAACAUUCUUGUGGAGAAUGAACACAGAGUGAAAAUUGGUGACUUUGGUCUAACCAAGGUUUUACCACAAGACAAAGAGUAUUACAAGGUGAAGGAGCCGGGGGAAAGUCCAAUCUUUUGGUAUGCUCUUGAAUCUCUGAUGGAGAAUAAGUUCUCAGUAUCUUCGGAUGUGUGGAGUUUUGGAGUGGUGUUGUAUGAGCUCUUCACGUACAGUGAGAAAACAAAAAGUCCACCGUCGGAAUUCAUGCAUAUGAUCGGCAGUGACAAGCAAGGACAGAUGAUCGUUUUCCACUUGAUUGAGCUGCUUAAAGCGGGGAGAAGGCUGCCUAAACCAGAAGAGUGCUCUGACACGAUGUAUUCUAUGAUGAUGGAUUGCUGGAAGAAUGGAUCAAAUCAGCGCCCUACUUUUAAAGAACUUGCUCAAAAAGUGGACUCAAUGAGAAGUUUGGUGGGAGGAUGAAUGUGCAGAGAUUUCAACCGAGUACUCUUUCGUGAAAACACAACUGCUGCUUAUCCAAUGUGUAGCUGACACAAUCCACUCGUGAACUGUAUUGCAAGUUGAAGAGACCUAGUGUCAUUUUAUCAUGUUCUGCCAGCUUGGAUCCCUAUGGAUUUCUUCCGCAUCCUCUGGAAAAAUAGUAGCCUUUCCACGGUGAAGUCACAGUUAAUUGGGGCAACCAACUGAAAAAGUCCGAAAAGCAAUGAAGAGGGCUUUGUAACUGUGCUGUGAUCUGUCCAUUUCAAGUGCUUAUAGUAGCAGGGUUGCCUUCACAGAGAUUUCAAACUUCCUAAUGGUGAUAAUAGGAGCUUUACUUAACAACAACCACCAAAUUGCCUUGUGUUGCAUGUGAAACUGUAUUGUCUGUGCAAUUUGCGCAAGAACUAGCAAAAGAAAUUCUGAUUUUGUAUUUGCCAUUAAUAAUCUAAAACUGCUCCCAACUUAGAUUCCUUCAGAGAGUAGGGAAUAAUUCCAUCGUACUACAUUGCAAUCUCAUUUAUACUUGCCAUAGGUUAGGACAUACAGAAACAUUGACAGGAAUGGAAAUCAGUGCCAUGGUGUAAAUAUAAAUAAAUUCAAUUCACUCUUCGUGUUAAAAGAAAAACAACCAGAUCUGGAGCUGAAAUCAGUGAAACUGUGAAUGCGAAAACAGUGGUGCAUUAAGCAGCAUCUUAGACAGAAUGUAAAACUGAAGAAUAAUGUGCAUGUCAGAUAUGGGAUAUGAUGGUGAUUAAAGGUUGAAAUUAAUUUAAUGUAUAAUGCAAAAUAAUCUACAUUAGUGAAGAAAAAAUAUUUACUACAUCACAAUUGAUCUGAGAUGUCAUAAGUAGUACCAACCUGAUAGUCUUGUGUGUUAAACUCCAACUAUGUUUAUAUGUUUUUUUACAUUUAGAUCAAUAAUAUUGCAUACAACCUGCUAAGGUAACUGUACAAAGAAGAGCUCAGGGACAUUUGUUUUACAAGUAGAGAAUGCAGGGUUCAUUGUUUAGACUAUUCAGAUAAUUUGCAUACAUUAUUCAGGUAGGAUGUCAGACCCAGAUCGCUUUUGUAAACCCACUGUGUCACCAUCUCUUCAGGGACUACAGGAGAUGGCCAAUGAAAAAUGGUCUUACCAGUGAUGCAUAUCCAAAAAAACAUUUCUUCUCCAUUUGUACAGGUCCCCUUACAUCUUUGCUCCCAACUAGGAAAGCAUUCUUCAGUACAUCAUGAUGUACAAAAAUGUAAAUAUGAAGGGACCAGGCUUGUUUAUCGGUUUGGCUGCUAUAAAAAUAGUUGUUUCAUAUGGGAUUAAUCCCUACAUAAAACUUGUAAAUGAUGAAGGAGGGAAAUUCUGAUCAUGCAUUGCUCACUUCGGGCUUAAAGUGUAAAUGAGUUUGAGCUCUGGGUUCUAGUGCUGGAGCAGCAUUGGACUUCACUGCGGGCUGUUCACAAGGCUGUGUGACUCAUGGAAAAUAUGUUUCAGGAAGUGGUCUGUGCUAAGGUCAAGAGAGCGCACAUGGAAAGGGAAUGUGCAACUGCUAGACAAACAAAUAUGAGCAGGCAGGUGUGUUGGGAGAUCCAUGAAGCCAUUUCACUAUCCAAGAAAUAUUCACAAGAGUUAAAAGAAUGGGAGGAGAUCUUGAAAUGUACAAAACGCUGACAAUGCUGGACAGAUCGGAUGCAGGGAGGUUUUCCCCUCUUGGCUCAGGGGUGCAGAAUGAAGGAUCACAGUCUCAGUUUAUUGGGUUAGGACUGAGCUGAGAUGGUGCAGAAAGAAAGUCUUUAGAUGUCUGUGACACUGCGACCUGUGCAGGCCAGAUAUGUUAAACCAGAGAAGGGCUGGGGCUAAUAUCUUCAAGGGCAGGUUUGCUCGUGCUGUUGGGGAGGGUUGAAACGUGAUUGUAUAAAAAUGGAAAUGUGAGUAAAGAUUCAAGAGAACGGAAAGCAGAGCCAGAUACAUGACAGGCAGCUGAUGGCAUCAAUACAUUCUUGAAAGUAUGACGCAGCUAAGACAGUGUGUCACAAGCUGAACAACAGGUUGGAGCAGGAAUGGGAAAGAGUUGUAAUUUCCGAUCUAGAAAAUUAUGCAGAGCAAGUAGAAGAAUUAUUAAUGAGGAAGUAUUUUUGUGCAGAUGAUCAUGUUGGGUACAUUUUUAGUAUAAGAAUGGAACAAGUCGCCAACAAAAAAGGAGUGAGGGUUCUUGAUGGAACAGAACCAAUAUUACUGGUGUUGGUCAAUCAUUUAAGACUCCUUGAAGGUAAACCAGUGUCAAAAGUUCGAGAGGACGGGCCCAUAAUUGACAAUGCACAGUUAAAAAGGAAGACUUGUUCAGACAGGAAAGAAUUCCUGGAAGAGUCCAAAAGUCUAGCUGUGAAACGAUAAAUAAAUUGGGAAAAGGUUAUGGAAAAUAUACUCCAAAGUAAAAUCAAAGAAAAUCCUAAAACAUUUUGUAAGCAUAUCAACAACAUGAGGAUAUGGUCAAUACCUAGUUGCAAGAAGUACAGAAGAAAAUAAUGAAUAAGUUACUAUUUGAGUUCCAAAAUAAUCCUAACCUGUGGAGAUGGAGAAUGUGAGUCAGUUUUUAAAGAAUAUUUUGCAAUGGUCUUCACAAAAGAAGGAGAGAAUACUGCUGUGGUUAAAAGGAUGAGUGUGAAAUAUUGGAUGGGAUGAAUAGUAAAAGGGGAGUUAUUAAGGGGUCUAGCAUUUGUUGAAAGUGGAUAGAUAGAAAGUGGAAAGAUAUCCCAGGCUGUUAAAAGAAGCAAGAAAGUAAAGUGCCAAGGCUCUGACCACCACUUUUCAACUGACCGUGGUGAUGAAGAUUGGAGGACUGCUCAUGUGUAAAGUUGUUCAAAAAAGGGAUGAAGGAAUAAACUAAGUUUAAUUUUGAUAGUGAGCCAAUUCAAACAGACCAAAUAAACCCGCAUUUAGAAAGAUGCUUUAUUCAUGUUAAUCACCAUGGAUUUGUUAAAAGAUCAUAUCCCACAAACAGGAUUGAAUUUCUCAACAAAGUGGGUCAAUGCAUAAGUGGUUUUGCAUAAUCCACUUGGAUUUUAGUAAGGCUUUUCACAAGGUCAUGCUGGACCCAAAAUUGGCUCAGGCACAGAGUGCAAAAGAGAUUAAAAAAUAGGUUUUGUGGUUGACACUGAUAACAUUGGCUGAAAAUCCUGGAAGAUUAUAGAUGAACAGUUGAGCAGAAAAGAUAUGUGCCCAAAUCUUUAAAAUGCAUGAGAUGAACAGGGAUUUAGUCGUAUGGAUUUGGAAAUAGCUUACUGAUAGAAGACAGAAUGUUGUGAUGGAAGGACAUUAUUCAGGCUGGAGGUCUGUGACUAGUGUAGUUCUGCAGAUACCUGUGCUGGGUUCUCUGCUGUUUGUUUGUGAUAUACAUUUAAAUGACUUGAACGUAAGCAUAGACAAGUUGGUUAGAAAGUUUGCAGAUGUUACCAAGAUUGCUGGGGGUCGCAGACUGUGAGGAAGGUAUACAGUGGGAUACAGAAAUGGGUGGAAAAAUGGCAAAUGGAGUUUAAUCCAAGCAAGUGCAAGGUCAAAUAUAAGAGGAAAAUAUACAAUUGAUGGCAUGGCCCUGCCAGGGUUGGUAGUUGGGCAGAUAUAAUAGUGGCAUUUAAGAGGCUUUUGGAUAGGCAUAUGGACAUGCAGGGAAUGGAGGGAUAUGGAUAAUGCGCAGGUAGAUAAGAGUGAAGGUGGACAGAAAGUGCUGGAGUAACUCAGCAGGACAGGCAGCAUCUCUGGAGAGAAGGAAUAGGUGUUCAAGAAGGAGCUUCAGAUGCUGGAAAAUUGAAGGUAGACAAAAUUGCUGGAGAAACUCAGCGGGUGCGGCAGCAUCUGUGGAACGAAGGAAAUAGGCAACUUUUCGGGCCAAAACCCUUCUUCAGGCCCCAGAGAAGGAAUGGGUGACGUUUCUUCAGACUGAUGUCAGGGGAGUGGACGGGAUAAAGAUAGAAUGUAGUCAGAGACAGUAAGACUGGUGGGAGAACUGGGAAGGGGCAGGGAGGAGAGGGAAAGCAAGGGUUAUUUGAAGUUAGAGGUCAAUGUUCAUAGCGCUGGGGUGUAAACGACCCAAGCAAAAUAUGAGAAGCUGUUCCUCCAAUUUGCGCUGGGCCACACUAUGACAAGAGAUGAUCUUGGCAGCAUGUUCGGCAUUGACAUUGUGUGGAACUCAGUGGGUCAGGCAGCAUCACUGAAGAGAAUGGAUAGGCAACUUUUCGUGUUGGGACCCUUCUAUAGACUCUGAUGAAAGCCCGUAGAAGGGCCUUGACCCGAAACACCACCUAUCGAUUGCCUCCAGAGAUGCUGCCUGACAUGCUAUGUUCCUCCAUCAUUCUGUGGUUCCAGAUGUAGUUCCUCAUGUCUCCAGUUUAAAACAAAUAUCAGUUGCUUUUCUUUAUCAAUUAAGACCUGGCAUUCAGGAGUGGGGAAAUUGUGCUAGAUUUGAUUGCACAGUACUCUCCUAGUAGAGCAGCAGCCUCACAGAUUUGAUCCUGAUCUCUGCUGUCUAUGGAGGUGGCAUAUUCUCACUGUGAUUGCAUGUUUUUUUGGGGUGCUCUAGUUUCCUUUCAUGUCCCAGUGAGGUGAUGGUUGGGACCAUUGUAAAUUGCCAUUAACAUUGUAGGUGUGUGAUGGAAUCUUCGGAUGGAGAGGAGGUGUUGAUGAUAAUGUGGUAAGAAAUACUAAGCAUUAUUGUGCAGUUAGUGCAAAUAGAUGUUUGAUGGUGGUUUCAGUGGACUGCACAGCCUGUUGACUCUGGCUCUAUGGUUAAUUCAAUGAGACUUUGAGUGCUGCAUUUGACUUGGUUUGCUAUUUUAUGAAAGGAACAUGGUUGCUCUGGUGUAGAGAAGAUUAACAAUGAUGUUGCUAGCACUGGAAAAUUAUAGCAAUGAGGAAAAAUCAGACAGUCUGAGGUUUUCCUCUUUUGAUCGGGGUGCUAGAUGAAUAAAAUUGUAAAGCUCCCGGAAACAGUAAACUGGAAGAGGCCACUUCCUUGGUUAGAAGGAGGGGGGUAAUUGGUAGAAUAUUUAGAGGGCAGAAGAGAUAAAAUAAUUUCACCCUGAUAGUGGCAGGGAUCUGGAAUUUAUUGCCUGGACGAGUGAAAGAACCACACGCCUUCGCCUCAUUGGAACAGUACCUGGAUGUGCACUUGUAGAGCCGUGAACUGCAAAUGCAAUCCUAAAGUGUGAUUAGACUGGGAAAUCUUGGUCAAUGAUGAACUCAAUGAUGAAUUGCCUCGUUAAUAUAUUUCUUUUGCUAUGACCCCGUUUGUUAUCCAAUAUUUCUAUGGGCAGAAUUAGUACUGCCUGAAAAUGUUGCCAUUGCGGACAUGAUGUGCAGAAAAUAAGCUGAAGAAUGUCCCUUUUCCAGCUCUCUUCCCCCUUCUCUAUCAGUUGGAAGAAGUCAUCACCUGAAACAUCAUCUGUCCACUCCCUCCACAAAUGCUGCCUGACGUGCUGAGUUCCUCCAACACUUUGUCUUUUGCUUAAAAAUAUCCCUGCCUCACUGACAAAAGUGGGCUUUUUUAUUGAUUUGGAAUUUUAAACUAAUAAAGAUAAUAUAAUAAAUCAAA